Penicillium bovifimosum is the source of this 603-nucleotide messenger RNA. RefSeq names its product 40S ribosomal protein eS7. The transcript has 3 exons. Gene Ontology annotation, molecular function: structural constituent of ribosome. Lineage: Eukaryota; Fungi; Ascomycota; Eurotiomycetes; Eurotiales; Aspergillaceae. Gene Ontology annotation, biological process: rRNA processing; translation; ribosomal small subunit biogenesis. Gene Ontology annotation, cellular component: 90S preribosome; ribosome; cytosolic small ribosomal subunit. The record is from RefSeq and is a predicted model, not a curated record. The coding region runs from base 1 to 603 and encodes 200 amino acids.
AUGGCUGCCAUCAACAAGAUCGCCUCCAACUCGCCGUCCCGGCAAAGCCCCUCCGAGCUGGAGACCGCGAUCGCCGGCGCUCUCUACGACCUCGAGAGCAACACACAGGACCUGAAGGCCUCCCUUCGUCCCCUGCAGUUCGUCUCUGCCCGUGAGGUUGAGGUCGGCCACGGCAAGAAGGCCAUCAUUGUCUUCGUCCCCGUCCCCCUCCUGGCCAACUUCCACAAGAUCCAGCAGCGUCUGACCCGCGAGCUCGAGAAGAAGUUCUCCGACCGCCACGUUCUCUUCGUUGCUCAGCGCCGCAUCCUGCCCCGCCCCAAGCGCUCCGUCAACUCGCGCUCCAACCAGACCCAGAAGCGCCCCCGCUCGCGCACUCUGACCGCUGUCCACGAUUCCAUCCUCGCCGAUCUCGUCUACCCCGUCGAGAUCGUCGGUAAGCGCACCCGCACCAAGGAGGACGGCUCCAAGACCCUCAAGGUCAUCCUCGACGAGAAGGAGCGUGGUGGUGUCGACCACCGCCUCGAUGCCUACGGCGAGGUCUACCGCCGUCUCACCGGCCGCUCCGUUGCCUUCGAGUUCCCCCAGAGCGGCGCUGAGUUCUAG